Molecule: messenger RNA, 3061 nt
Organism: Daucus carota subsp. sativus
Lineage: Eukaryota; Viridiplantae; Streptophyta; Magnoliopsida; Apiales; Apiaceae
Exons: 4
Coding region: 88-2877 (929 amino acids)
Biological process (GO): mRNA 5'-splice site recognition; RNA processing
Molecular function (GO): RNA binding
Source: RefSeq, a predicted model, not a curated record
AAUCUAUUUUCCCAAAAAGAAAAUUCAAUCCAAUCCGUGCGUCUGCAAAUUAGGGUUCGUGAAACGCUGGAUCCGCACAAAAAAGCAAUGGAAAUGGAAGUAGUGGGACGGCACGCGCUGCUCUUCGACGACGACGCGAUGGCGGCGUUUGUGAAUUCAACCGACGCGCUGGUGGAAUGGAAUUCUAUUCCCAUCGAUCGCUACGACGUUCGCCACCUCCUCUCCUCCCCUCCGCCUCCCAGACGCCGCAAUUAUCAUCAUCCUAUUGAAUCUAUUGAAUCGGAGCUCGAUCUCGAACGUUAUGCUGAUCUCUCUUAUCAGCAACAAGAAGAGGAGGAGGAUUUGAAAACAGUUAAUGCUGGUGGAUACAAUGCAGUUGCAUUUUCAUAUGGAAACGAGGAAGAGUCUGCUUUUCAUAAGGAUUCUGACUCUCGCUUGAAAUCAUCUGCAUUUUGCCCACCAUUCCCUGUCCCUGUGGACCUAGUCAUACCUCCUACAGAGAAGUUGCAUCAGAUUAUUGCAAGGACUGCUAUAUAUGUCAGCAAACACGGAGCACAAUCAGAAAUCGUUCUGAGGGUGAAACAGGGAGAUAACCCAACGUUUGGGUUUUUGAUGCCCGACCAUCAUCUUCAUUCCUACUUCAGGUAUCUUGUUGAUCAUUCAGAACUUCUGCAUUCUGAAGAAAAGCCUCAAAAUGACAAGAUAUCUGGUACUGAACGUGGAGUUGGAGGUGGAGCGUUGUCUUUGCUGGGUUCUUUGUAUGGGUUUGGGGAUGAUGAUGAUGCUGCAGUUGAGAAUGCCUUAACCUCUGAAGAAAAUGCCUCCAGUGGAGCUAUCACUGCUCACAUGUCUGAGAAAACAGCAUCUGUAAAAAGUAUUUCGAUUGAUGCACUUUCAAACCAUCCAGUCAACUCUCAAGAUGAAGUUCCAGCUAAGCCUAAAGAUAAAGUCUUUGUGCUUAAAAGGAAUUCCUUUACUAGUGGAUCAAAAGCUGGAAGUGGUAGUGACAGAAGAAAAGAAGCCGACUCUGUUGUUUCACACUCUGCCACUACAAGCAGGUCACAGUCUUCCUUUGUGACACCUACAUCAAUGGUCGAGCCUCCAUCUGAAAUGAAGAAAAUGAUUGCCAAGAUUGUUGAGUUUAUCAUGAAGAACGGGAAGCAAUUUGAGGCAGUACUCAUUGAACAGGACAGUGAACAUGGUAGAUUCCCAUUUCUUUUGUCCUCGAACCAGUACUAUCAAUACUAUCUAAAAAUACUCGAAGAAGCUCAGAAGUCAAGAGUUUCUGGGAGGGCCUCAGUAAAAGAAAAAGAUGGUUCAGGAUUGCAUGGGUCAAGUAAGAAGACUAUAGUCCCCAAGGGAAGUGGUUCUUCCUUAGAAUCUGCUGAAUGUGAGAUUCCAUUUGAUUUUGACAGAAAAGAUAAGUUCAAGAUGGUUAUUGGAAAGUCGAAGAAUGAUGGUCUAGACCCUCCAUCGAAGGCUGGUCAGCAACAAUCAGAAGUCGGUGUAGAUGCUGCUGCUGCUGCUGCUAUUCUUCAGGCGGCAACAAAAGGCAUUAGGACACCUAAUUUGGAUUUCCUCUCAAGAUCUUCUCUGAACCGUAAAGACAACAACAGUGAGCAUGUCUCUAGCUUGGGCAGUUCCCGUGCAUCUCAUCCUCAAAGUGUUGCUCAGAAAUCUGACGAAAAUGGAGCCAGGGCUCGUGAAGCAGCCGGCGAGGCUGAAUCUCGUGAAGCAAACUUGACCAGAGAGCAGAAGCUGAAGGCUGAGAGAUUGCGGCGCGCGAAAAUGUUUGUUGCUAUGAUAAAAAGUGGCUCUGCCCCCCAGAUUAAAACUGAAUCGUCUCAUGGUACAUCAUCAGAGCCCUGCAAUUUAAGUGGUGUUGAUGCUGAGGGUGAUCGUGCAGCUAGAGAACGGGAAGGUAGCUCAGCCCCAUUAGAGAUUGGUGCUACAGAAAAUAUUGAAUCAGCUGCAAAUAAAUUUUCCACUGAUGAAUAUAAUGAACGAAAAGCAAGGAGGAAGUAUCGUUCAAACUCUAGCAAGCAUGACGCUGCUAAAGAUUAUACUGAUGACGAGGAAGACGAGGUGGAAGAUGAAGUGGUAUAUAAGCACUCCAGAAAUAAGCACCGCAAAGAAGAGAAAGAUCAUUCUGAAAAGUAUCACAGACAUUCCAGGAGGCAUCACAGGUCCCGUAGGGCUUCACACGACGGAGAUGAAAAAGACGAGGUAGAACAUGAUGAUGAAAAGGAUCACAAAUAUUCCAGAAAGCAUCACAGGUCUUACAAGUCCUCAAAUGAUGAAGAUGAAGAGGAGCAUGAAGACAGGCGCUAUAGGAAGAAACAUCGGUCCCUUAGGUGUUCAAACGAUGGAGACGAGGUAGAAGGGGAUGACAAAAGGGAUCAUAAAUAUUCCAAGAAGCAUCAUCGGUCUUCCAAGUCCACAGAUGAUGACGAUGAAGAUGAAUAUGAAGAUAGGCGCUCCAGGAAGAAACAUCGCUCCCGUCAUCAUAGUAGACACCAUAGUAGAGAUAGUCACAGGCACAAACAUAGGAGGCAUACUUCUUCGAAGGACAGAGAAAGUCAGCGUCAAAAUAGGCAUAAUAUUACUUCUGGGGAAGAAAACGUGCUUUGUAUUGGAUCUGAUGAGUUUAAUGGGGAGGUACCUCAACCCGAAAGAGAAGAUCUGGAAGAGGGUGAGAUCAGUGCCAAAGUCUCAGAUCAGUCUAGAGGUAGUGCUGGUGGGGCCCAUAGAGAGCCUUCUGUUGACGUAUCAAGUUCGUUUCAGGAUCAGAAGAGUUCGUCUCAGCCAUUGGAACCCACUGAAGUCUCCAAUGACCUUAGAGCUAAAAUUCGAGCAAUGUUACUGGAAACUAUGUAAGCAUGAUGACACUGCAUUUUCGUGUAACCAUAUAUCAAUGUAUGUGCUGAAAGGUGGAAAUUUUUAUUUUAUUUUUUCAUAUAAUUUAAAAUAAAAAUUUCUGCAACUCCUUGUGUAUUUCUUAACCAUGUUUCCGAUUUGAUAUAGCUCUAGAGCUUGUGAGGGCUUUUUUAUUUUUGCCAUA